AAAGCAAAUUACCGCCUGGCUGACAGCUGAUUGGCGCGGCACGAGGCUCAAGCGCCCAGCUCCGUCAUCGGAGGACAGGGAGGCACACGGGCAGAAGAGGUCAGCUUGCGACGUAGCAACUGGGGGCAGCGACUUUCUACGCAGACACCUCCUAGAUACAUAGCUAUCCAAGUAAGCUACCUGACCGACACUGACUAACCGGCAGCUAGUCUGAGUGCUUCGGCUCUUGUCCUUAUCGUUUCUCUCCCUUUUCUUUUUCCUUUUUUUUCUGUUACUCCGGGUGAGUCAAAAACUUUGAUUCCCACCCUAUAAAAUAAUUUAUUGCCCCUCGGGAGAAGAAGCACAAGUCAAGGAGAACAAGGCCGAAGAGACAGGCGAAAGAAGAGAAGACGAAGAGCAAGAGGCUUCAGAGAUCAGGUCAACUGGACUCGCGAUUUCUUGGAUUGCAAUAGUUGGUUCUACUGUGAUAUCUUUACCUCCGCCGCAAAGAUGUGUGGCAUAUUUGCCUGCCAUUGGUAUGACUCCCGCCCCGGUCAACUUCACCAGCUGUUUCUUUUCUUUCCUCCGCUGCUUCAGGAUGGGCAAUCGAGGCCUAUACGAUGUAUUUGAACUUUGUGCUCACUGAUAUUUGCUUGUAGUCACCCCGAUGUCAAGCAGUUCAAGCCGACUGCGUUGCGCAUGGCGAAAGCGUGAGUCAUUAUUUCGGCCUUUCUGUGCAUUUCGAGAGAGAGCAUACUUUUCCCCUGAAGGGUGGAAUGAAGAUGAUGGUAAAGGACAUAACUCGCUAAGGCAAGAUUCAAUGGAACAGUUUGCGCCAUCGAGGACCUGACUGGAGUGGAAACUUCGUUGCCAACAACACAAGUGAGUGGCAGUAAUAUAUAUAAAGGAAAAAGGGGACAUGCUAACAGCCAUUAGUUCUUGCACACGAGCGAUUGAGUAUCGUCGGAGUCGGUAUGCUGAAGUUCUUAUAUGCUAUGUAGGCAGGAGUGGUUGCUGAUGCUUAUGCUGGUAGACUCUGGAGCUCAGCCCCUGAUCAACGAUGAUGAGACAUUGGCGCUAGCAGUCAAUGGCGAGAUAUACAACCACCGAAUCAUCAGAAAGGGCCUAAAGGUACCCUACAACUUCAAGACACACUCAGACUGCGAAGUAGUCAUCCCAUUAGUAAGUUUCUCUUCGAUACAUAUACAAUAAGCGUGGGUGCUUACUAGUUGACAGUAUAUGGAACAUGGCGUUGAUGCACCCAAGUAUCUUGAUGGCAUGUUCUCCUGGGUUCUCUUCGACAAGAAAGAGAACCGCGUGGUAGCUGCCAGAGAUCCUAUCGGUAUCACAAGCUUCUACCAAGGGUGGUCUUCCAAGACCCCAGGAGCAGUCUACUUUGCUUCCGAGCUAAAAUCGCUUCAUCCUGUUUGUGACAAGAUCAUUUCCUUCCCUCCAGGCCAUGUCUAUGACUCCAAGACGGAUACAAUGACCAGAUACUUCCAGCCUAAGUGGUGGGAUCCAACCAACGUUCCCUCGGCCCCUGUGGACUACAAAAUGAUCCGUGAAGGUCUUGAGAAGGCCGUGAGGAAACGCUUGAUGGCAGAGGUCCCUUAUGGAGUGCUUCUUUCUGGCGGACUUGACUCCAGUUUGGUUGCUUCGAUCGCUCAGCGUGAGACGCUCAGGAUGCAAGCUGCGCAGAAGGAAUUGCUGCAGAACGGCGCAGCAAACGGCACCAGUCCAAAUGGGACUGACUCCGGCCUUGUUGGAAUCGAUGACACCAACGAGAUCUCCACUGUCAGCACCCUACCGCAGCUCAACUCCUUCUCCAUUGGCCUGCCCAACGCCCCCGACACCAAAGCUGCUAUUGAAGUGGCGGAGUUCCUUGGAACCAAGCACCAUGCCCUCACCUUCACCAUCGAAGACGGCCUCAACGCCCUGUCUGAUGUGAUCUACCACCUCGAGUCAUAUGAUGUAACCACCAUCCGCGCCUCGACACCGAUGUACCUUCUCAGCAGGAAGAUCAAGGGCAUGGGCGUCAAGAUGGUGCUCAGCGGAGAAGGAAGUGAUGAGAUCUUCGGCGGAUACCUGUACUUCCACGCCGCACCAGACAAGGCCGCCUUCCACACCGAAACCGUCCGCCGUGUCAAGAACUUACAUUUGGCCGAUUGCCUGCGCGCAAACAAGUCCACCUCCGCCUGGGGUGUAGAGGCUCGUGUGCCUUUCUUGGACAAGCAGUUCCUCGAAGACGCCAUGGGUAUUGACCCCGCUGAGAAGAUGAUCAACAAGGAACGGAUCGAGAAAUACAUUCUUCGCAAGGCCUUUGACACCACUGAUGAGCCUAACACGAAGCCAUAUCUUCCCGAGAAGUACCUGUGGCGUCAGAAGGAGCAGUUCAGUGACGGUGUUGGGUAUGGGUGGAUCGAUGCGCUCAAAGACAACGCCGAGCUGCAUGUCACAGACGAGAUGAUGAAGAACCCCAAGCCUGAAUGGGGAGACGACAUUCCAGAUUCCAAGGAGGCAUAUUGGUACCGCAUGAUGUUCGACGAACACUUCCCACCUUACUGUGCCUCCACAGUCAGCAGAUGGACUCCAACCUGGUCCAAACAAACUGACCCCAGCGGACGGUUCGUCUAAUUUUCUCUAUACCUUUCAGCUUCCUACCGUGUCUCCAUGCUAACAUCAUUGUCCAGGGCCAUUUCUACCCACGUCGCCAAGUACGAGCAGUAAGAAGGAGUCCUUUGACCGACUUUUUUGCUCUUCUCGUCUCCUCCUCCAGGGGGGUAUAUCCAUCCUGUCUUCCUCUUCCCCUUCGUCCUUGACUACUUCUUUCUCUUUGUAACUACUAAAUGCAAGGACUCGGACCUAGCUAGUUAAUAGACCAUCAUUCUUCUUCCUCUUCUGCCUUCUCUCCUCCCGGCCCUUUUU
This is a messenger RNA of Trichophyton rubrum CBS 118892, 2904 nucleotides long. RefSeq names its product asparagine synthase (glutamine-hydrolyzing). Gene Ontology annotation, cellular component: cytosol. NCBI's taxonomy places the organism in Eukaryota, Fungi, Ascomycota, Eurotiomycetes, Onygenales, Arthrodermataceae. Bases 1219 to 2613 code for a protein of 464 amino acids. The transcript has 2 exons. The record is from RefSeq and is a predicted model, not a curated record. Gene Ontology annotation, molecular function: asparagine synthase (glutamine-hydrolyzing) activity.